This is a messenger RNA of Coregonus sp. 'balchen', 797 nucleotides long. Lineage: Eukaryota; Metazoa; Chordata; Actinopteri; Salmoniformes; Salmonidae. The record is from the annotation of a GenBank genome assembly.
AUGCAAAGCAGUGGUUUAUACCAAAAGCACCCUCUGGAUGCUGAUCUGCUGGCUGGAUUUGGCAAAUAUCUCAGCGACGACCACAACAUUCCCAAUUUCAAACAGGAGGUAUGUACAGCAAUUUUACUUUAGUUUAAAUAUUUUAAGGAUAAUUACUCAAUUCUAAAGUAGUUGUUAACUAUGUAACUAACAUUAUUUUCAUUUUCAUGUACAGGUACAGGUUGCAAAUAUGUCAAGGACCACCAAACCAUCCCUGGAUUUUGUCCAUGACUUGGACAAAAGCAGGUCCUUUUUUACGAAGCUUGCAAACAUUCGACAGAAGAAGCAAACCAUUGCAAACUACAUGAAGAAUCUGAAGAGAUUUCUUCGCUACAACUCUGCUGCAACGAACCUCAUCCAGACAGACAGGGGCUUGUAUGAGCAAUUCAAGCAUUUCCAAGAGUGCAUGAAUGACCUCCAGAAGUCCAUGAGCAAGCAGGUGUCUCAGGAAAUUACUGGGAAAAGGUGUAUAUUUAAAAUUGGUCCUCACAGAAAUGUUUUUUACAUUUUAAGUGUGUAUUGUUGUCAUUCUUCAAAUCAUUAAUGUAUUAUUGUUUUUCUGCAGGUACACACAGAUGGUGACAGUUGAAAAGACACCAAAAGAAUGUUUGGCAAUCUUGGAGGUGGACAAGAAAGACUUUCUGGGUGUCAUUUGGAAGGCCAUGAGUGAAAAUGAACAACUGCUCGUUCUGUACUACCUGGUGUCUCUACUCAUGCUGAAACAUCUCCAAAGGGCUGGAGUUGUAAAAAAUAUGACC